This is a messenger RNA of Lethenteron reissneri (Far Eastern brook lamprey), 2889 nucleotides long. It is a transcript of the gene TEDC2, whose product is annotated as tubulin epsilon and delta complex 2. Lineage: Eukaryota; Metazoa; Chordata; Hyperoartia; Petromyzontiformes; Petromyzontidae. The record is from RefSeq and is a predicted model, not a curated record.
CCCGGCCGCCUUUGUCUCCCCCAGCGGCGAUGCUACACACCGCACCGGGUACUCGUUUCAUGCCGAGUCGACCCAGGGGAGGCCCGGGGGUUCCCCGCUUAGAUAAUCGUCAGCGGUGUUCGUUGGCGGUGAGCGGAGAUCGAACUCUGUGAUCGCAGCGCUGCGCUAACCGCUGCGCCACCGCUCCCACGGAGCCUGAGAAACCUCCACGUGGUGGGUGGUGGGGGGAGCGCGGAAGCGACAACUUUGUUAACAUGUAAAACUUAUUGGCCGGGGUUUUUUUGUAAACGCACAGCAAAUAUUAACGUCGAUUUUUCUGUAAAUUAAAACGUUUAUAAGUGAACAAAAAAUCAACACUUUAAUGUCGUUCCGGGGGUUGUUUUGAGAGACGCGGGGCCUGAGGCCCUCCGCGCCGCUCGUCACAGCGCCGCCACCGACUUCUCCUCCUCCUGCUCGUCCUGCUCGCCCUCGUCGUCUGGUGAGGGUGAGGACGUGGUGGAGGUGGUGGACAUGCAGCUGCCGUCUGAAAGGGUGGUUGAUCUCUUGCUGCAAGCCAUGGAGGACUGCCUCCGGGAGCAAACGCAGCUGGAGCAAGAGAUUGAUGCCUACAGGCAGAUCCUGCAGCCACGGGAAAAUGUGACUGAGGAAUGUGAACCUACACGCAUCUCUGCGGGGGGAGACGCGGAAGAAGCAGCCAAACCUCGUGCUCAAGAGAUGGAGGAUUUGGAGCUGCUCAACAAAGCUUUGGCAAAGGCCCUGAAGGUCCGAGAGUCUGGCAGAAACUUCCUCAAGGAGCUGGACAGCGCUGGCAGCGUCGGCACAAACGACCAAGCCCCACAAGUCGACGGCUUUUCCGUGCAGGACAAACGGGGCCCUGCACCACCCAGGAAACAUCAAGCUGUGAAAGAGAAAAGCCAAACGAGAGGCCCUCCAACAACGGCCGCCGCUGGCACGUCGAGGGCGACCUCCGCCACAAAGGCUGCGCCCAGAGCCUCGUCUCUCUCCCGCAGGCGGGUGGACUCCUGCGGUGCUGAGCGGCCUCCGUCUAUGCAAGCUGCCCGAGCCAGGACUUCCAGUGCUUCGCGAGCAUCUGCGGUGGACAGGAGGGUUCCAAAGGCAGCUGCAGUCGACAAGCAGGGCAAGCGAUCCAGCGUACCGGGCGGUCGGAAAUCUGCAGCGGCAGCAGUGACAGCAGCAGCAGCGGCAGCAGCGGCAUCACGUGUCUCAAACGCGAAGGGCCUGCGUGUUUCUACAGCUCACACCGCGGAGAUGGGUGCGGCCUUCCCGGAGGAUGAGCCCACCGGGGCCGCAUCGGCGGCCGUGCUGGACGGCCGACCGGCGUGCUCGCGGGAGGCGGAUGAGUUCACCGCACGACACAAAGGCUCAAACCUGGAAUUUCCUGAAACGUUCAAGAGACAGCAGGCCAAAAAUCACCGCCUCUGGCAGAAGGUGGGCCUACUGCAGGACAGCUGCACGCCAGAGGAGGAGGCGUACGCCCUGAAGUUGCGGUCGACUUUUCUCGACGGUGGGGUGGCCACGUUGAGCCGCCACGAUGUGGCACAGCGGCUUGAGGAAGUCGACCUUGUCACGAGCAGCAUGGACCACCUGCUGUGGAAGGAGAUGGAAGGCCGUGCCGUGGACGAGUCCCUUGGCUGGGAAGCGCUGUGCAAGAGGACGAAGCUCCUGGAAGAGUGCCAGCUGCUCAUCUCCAGGCUCCAGGAGGAGCUGGCCCAGCUGCAGCAAGUGGCCGAGCGGUGGUCUGCGAUGGGCCACCGUUUGCAGGUGCCCAGUGCCGGCUUGCCCCAGGGAAGGACGGGGGCCCGCUUUGCCGAGCAGCUGAUGAGGCCCGUGGUGACGUACAGCUCCGCGGAGGAGCUGAAGGAAAUGGCGAGCGUGCAACACGACAUGGCGUGGCUGCAGUUGCUUCAGCGUGUGCAGCAGGCGAUCGCCGAUGAGUUCCUUCCCUUCCUCAGCACGCUGGACCCCGCCCGGCCUCCCUUCCCCGCCGUGUACCGGGCCGUGUACUCCAUCCUAUGCGAGGGCGCCGAGGCGUUCCCCUCCCUGGUGCGCGAUGCCUCUUUGUGAAGGCUGUUUACACGGGCGUGUGCGUGCGUGUGCGUGCGUGCGUGUGUGUCUGUGUGCGCGUGCCUGUGUGCGUGUGUGAGCGUCUCUGCGUGCGUGGGUGUACGUCCGUGUGUGCACGCGUGGGGGUGGGGGAACCGGUGGCGCAGUGGUUGGGGUACUGCGCUACAAAAUCCAGCGAUCUGCAAUCGAUUCCUGGUGUCGAGUAUCUGAACCGGUCGUGGGCCUCCCAUAGGUCAGCUCGGCUUCAAGAUGAAUCCCUUGCUGCACCAUGAUGCUUGGCCACACCACCGCCCCCCCACUCGCGCGCCGUACUAACCGUCGUAGAUGUUCGCAAAGGGCACUACCCCGCAACAGCCUGUGUGGGCUACGCGGGGGAUCUUUGUCUUUGUGCGUGCGUGCGCGCGGACCUUUCUCAUCUCCCAUCGUCACCGCAGCAGCAGCAGCAGCGGCAGCGUCUGUGUCCAAUUACGUAAUUGCGUCCAAAUGUGAGGCCAUUACGCUUGUCAGUGUCCCUUUAUAUUUUUUGUAGAGUGUAAUUAUGAUCAUUACCGCUGUCACGCGUUCCUUCGCCAGUCGCAUCUGGGCUGGCGGGCCGCUAAUAGUCGCGCCGUUUACGUUUGAGAGCGCGCGCCUUCGUCACCGCUAAUGCGCCCUUGUCGGUGUUCUUACAUCACAAAUGUGCAUCGGUCGCGUGAAAGUUUGAGAACACAUUUGUCUACAAUUACCAUGUAUAACACGAUACCUCAUGCACCGAUGCAGUAAACGUUUAUUGGAAAAAUGUGAAAGUAAAAACAUCUUUCGAAA